Molecule: messenger RNA, 1833 nt
Organism: Scylla paramamosain (green mud crab)
Lineage: Eukaryota; Metazoa; Arthropoda; Malacostraca; Decapoda; Portunidae
Product: KRAB-A domain-containing protein 2-like
Exons: 3
Coding region: 4-1833 (609 amino acids)
Biological process (GO): DNA integration
Molecular function (GO): nucleic acid binding
Source: RefSeq, a predicted model, not a curated record
CUGAUGUUUUUUUCUCUAUAUUUUCUUUGUAAAUUACUAAACUUUUCUAUCUAUUACAGUUUAUGCACUAUGGAUCAAGCUGCUUUUGAACUUCAGCUGCGUCAAACGCUGCAAGGCAAGGCUGAAAAUGCUGUCAUCCAGCCCGCUCUCCAGCGUGAUCAGUGGUUGCAGGAUUUGUUAAGAAUCAAUUCUUCUGGAGCCCAGUCUACAUUUGACUAUAACCUCAAGAAACGCUAUGAAGUUCUGCGUGUUGGCAAUGCUGACCGACUUAUUCGCAAAAGAAAAGAUACCAGUGAACAUGAAUUUAAGUUUGUUGCAUGUGUAGAAGAAGUGUUUGGUAUUAUUAAAACAGCUCAUGAAGCUAUUGGCCAUGGAGGUGGCAAGAAAACAAUUGCAGAAGUGAGAAAGAAAUGGUCAAACAUCACACAAGAAGUAUGCUACCUCUACAUUUCAUUCUGUGAGCACUGUCAUCAAAAGAAAGCCAGAAAAACUCCAAAGGGUUUGGUAGUAAAACCGGUACGCAGUCAUGAUAUCCAUUCUAGAUGCCAGAUAGAUCUUAUAAAUUUUCAAACAUUACCUGAUGGAAACUUUAAGUACAUCAUGACAUAUGUAAAUCAUUUCAGCAAAUUUUGUGUGUUGCGUCCACUGACAUCAAAAAGAGCAGAGGAAGUCGCAGCGAACCUUCUAGAUAUAUUUCUGACAUUUGGAGCACCUGCUAUUUUACAUUCCGACAACGGACGGGAGUUUGUGAAUGCCAUCAUCACCGAGCUUUCAAUGCUAUGGCCAGAGCUGAAGCUGGUGACUGGACGCCCACGUCAUCCUCAAAGCCAAGGAGCUGUUGAACGUCUAAACGGUGUGAUCCAGGACAAACUAACCAUUUGGAUGAGGGAAAAUAACAGCAAAAAGUGGUCAGUAGGUCUUAAGUUUGUUCAGUGGCAAGUUAAUAUCAGUCAGCAUGAAACAACUGGCCACAGUCCUUUUAAAGUUACAUUUGGACUAGAUCCGCAAGUUGGAUUAGCAUCAUCUAUCGUGCCAAGUACAGCUUUUUGUAAUAUAUUCACCGAGGAAGAUCUCGAGUCAUUUCUGGAAGCAGAGACUGAGGCAGAAGCAGAGACAGGUGCAGAGGCAGAAGCAGCAACAGGGGCAGAGGCAGAAGAAGAAGCACAGACAGGGGCAGAGACAGAAGCAGAAGCAGAGACAUGGGCAGGGAGGUCAGAGGCAGAAGCAGAGACAGGUGCAGAAGCAGAAGCAGCAACAGAGUUAGAGGCAGAAGAAGAAGCACAGACAGGGGCAGAGGCAGAAGCAGAGACAGGUGCAGAGGCAGAGGCAGGGGAAGAGGCAGAAGCAGAGACACGGGCAGAGACAGUAGCUACGAAUUUCCAAAAGAUCCGUGUUGCAGCUAAUAUAGGACAAUCAAAGGCAGCAGCACGGAUGACAAGACGCGGCAAAAACCUGCUUAAGCCAUUGUCCAUUGGUCAGUGUGCUACGCUGAGGGUUCCAGAUGUCGAUCGUGGUCCAACAGAUCCAAAAAAUCUGCACCCACAUUGCCAUCAAGAGAUCUCCAUUCUUGGAGACUUUCAUGGACUUUCCCCAAUCACUGUUCACCUCAGCCCCCUUGUGUCAGCACUAGAGGCCAUCCAUACAAUUAAUACAACAGACCUGCUCAUCUCAGCCACUACUGUCAGCACUAGAGGCCAUCCAUACAAAUUAAUGCAACAGACUUGUACACCUCAGCCACUUCUAUCAGCACUAGAGGCCAUCCAUACAAUUAAUGCAACAGACUUGUUCAUCUCAGCCACUUCUGUCAGCACUAGAAGCCAUCCAUACAAUUAA